AUGGCAUCCGACAAAAUCGUGGUCGCCUUUGACUUGUAUGGCACAUUACUGUCCACUGAAUCCAUUGCUGAAGAGCUUGCAAAGCUGUUUGGCCAAGAAAAGGCAGCGUCUAUUGCGGGAACAUGGAGAAAGUACCAGCUCGAGUAUACAUGGAGACUCAACUCGAUGGGCCCAGAGCAUUACCAACCAUUCAGCCAAGUCACGCGUAGCUCGCUAAAGCACGCACUCCUAGAACACGAUGUGGACGUGACGGUGCAAAAAGAGGACAGGCUCAUGAGAGCGUACGACUCGCUGCACCACUUUGCCGAGGUCCCUGCAGCACUUCGCCUGCUCGCGGACAAGAGUGAUCUUGUCGAUGCCUACAUCUUCUCCAACGGCACCGACGAAAUGGUCGGCAACUCGGUCAAGUCAUCGCCAGAUCUUGGUCCUCACGCGCACCUGUUCAAGUCUCUCAUUACGGUGGACUCGCUAAGGGUUUACAAGCCCGCAAAGAAGGUAUACGAGCACCUUUUGAGCGAAGCCGGCAAGCAGGGUCGUCCCAGCGACGUGUGGCUCGUCAGCGCGAACCCGUUUGAUGUAGUUGGCGGCAAGCUGGCGGGCCUAAGAACCGCCUGGGUCGACAGGACAGGCAGGGGAUGGCUGGAUAGACUAGAUCAGACAAAUGCCCCAACCCUUAUAACGAGGGGAGUCGAAGAUGCUGUGCAAGGCAUUCUAGACUGGAGCCCAGACAGUGAAAAGGGUGUUUCAUAG
Pestalotiopsis fici W106-1 is the source of this 750-nucleotide messenger RNA. RefSeq lists its product as uncharacterized. Bases 1 to 750 code for a protein of 249 amino acids. Gene Ontology annotation, molecular function: hydrolase activity, acting on halide bonds, in C-halide compounds. The record is from RefSeq and is a predicted model, not a curated record. The transcript is spliced from 2 exons. Lineage: Eukaryota; Fungi; Ascomycota; Sordariomycetes; Amphisphaeriales; Sporocadaceae.